AUGGCUUGCCUCGGUGAUUCUAUCCGUGGGGACGGAUUAAUGCGGCUUCAUGCAGCUCUAGCCGCGAUAGAGGAAAACUUCCCGAAACUCAGUGGCAGCAUGACAUUGUCACGAUUCAACCAUCCACCACCACUUUACGCCUCAGACCUAUCCGGGACGACGACUCGAUCACCGAGUCCAAAUAUCCUGACUAAGGACCAGCAAAGUCGGCGAGACAGGCGAGACCGGCUACUGGACGAGCGAACCGCCUCCAGACCUAACCACCAGUUCCGGCAACAGAGGGCGGAAGAGGAGGAGCGCAUCAUUGAGGCGGACAGGAAUCAAACGCAGUGUCUACGGGUGGGCGAAAGCUUCUCAGAGGUUGCAUACGAUAUUGUUAAGAAGCGAUGGGUCGAGCCGGGCAUCUGGAGCGACAAAUGGACAUCCACAGCCCUCGGGCGAUGGAAACAUGAAGAACCGCUCGAGAUGGAGUCGGAUUGGGAAACAGACCCUGAAGUGCCCCCUUACUUUCCCUCUCCGAGACCAAAGCCGAGACGCUUAAAGAGUGAUGAUGCACGGCGACAGAUUGCAGAUCGUCGAACUGUCCUAGAGCGCGAGCGUGAGGCGUCACGCCCCUAUUAUCAAUUCAUCUACCAAAUAUCGAAGGAACGGGAACGAAUCCAUCAGAAGACAGCGAGCGGAGAAGACGACUUCCCUGAAAGAUAUUAA
Fonsecaea pedrosoi CBS 271.37 is the source of this 708-nucleotide messenger RNA. RefSeq lists its product as uncharacterized. The coding region runs from base 1 to 708 and encodes 235 amino acids. NCBI's taxonomy places the organism in Eukaryota, Fungi, Ascomycota, Eurotiomycetes, Chaetothyriales, Herpotrichiellaceae. The transcript has a single exon. The record is from RefSeq and is a predicted model, not a curated record.